This is a messenger RNA of Cyprinodon variegatus (sheepshead minnow), 1435 nucleotides long. It is a transcript of the gene psmc3, whose product is annotated as proteasome 26S subunit, ATPase 3. Gene Ontology annotation, biological process: proteasome-mediated ubiquitin-dependent protein catabolic process. Gene Ontology annotation, molecular function: proteasome-activating activity; ATP binding; ATP hydrolysis activity. Gene Ontology annotation, cellular component: proteasome regulatory particle, base subcomplex. NCBI's taxonomy places the organism in Eukaryota, Metazoa, Chordata, Actinopteri, Cyprinodontiformes, Cyprinodontidae. Bases 27 to 1310 code for a protein of 427 amino acids. The transcript has 2 exons. The record is from RefSeq and is a predicted model, not a curated record.
CACAGUUGAGCGCAGACAGAGCAAAGAUGGCGUCGCUGAGUGACAAAUCAGUUUGGGAUGAAGUGGAAGACGGCAUCGGUGAAGAAGUUUUAAAAAUGUCCACAGAGGAGAUAGUUCAGCGGACUCGUCUCCUGGACAGUGAGAUUAAGAUAAUGAAGAGCGAAGUGCUGCGAGUGACCCACGAGCUUCAGGCCAUGAAGGAUAAAAUAAAAGAAAACACGGAGAAGAUAAAGGUGAACAAAACGCUGCCCUAUCUGGUCUCCAACGUGAUCGAGCUGCUGGACGUGGACCCCAACGACCAGGAGGAGGAUGGGGCCAACGUGGAUCUGGACUCCCAGAGAAAAGGAAAGUGCGCUGUCAUUAAAACCUCUACUCGACAAACCUACUUCCUGCCGGUGAUCGGACUGGUGGAUGCCGAGAAACUGAAGCCUGGUGACCUGGUUGGAGUCAAUAAAGACUCCUACCUGAUCUUGGAGACCCUGCCCACCGAGUACGACUCUAGGGUGAAGGCCAUGGAGGUGGAUGAACGUCCCACUGAGCAGUACAGUGACAUAGGUGGGCUCGAUAAACAGAUUCAAGAGCUGGUGGAGGCCAUAGUCUUGCCAAUGAACCACAAGGAGAAGUUUGAGAACCUGGGCAUCCAGCCACCAAAGGGAGUCCUGAUGUACGGCCCCCCAGGCACUGGGAAGACCCUCUUGGCCAGGGCCUGCGCCGCUCAGACCAAGGCCACCUUUCUGAAGCUUGCAGGUCCACAGCUGGUCCAGAUGUUCAUUGGAGAUGGAGCCAAGCUGGUGAGAGAUGCCUUCGCUUUGGCCAAGGAGAAAGCCCCUUCCAUCAUCUUCAUCGAUGAGCUGGACGCCAUCGGAACAAAGAGGUUUGACAGCGAGAAGGCUGGAGACAGGGAGGUGCAGAGGACCAUGCUGGAGCUGCUCAACCAGCUAGAUGGAUUCCAACCCAACAUGCAAGUCAAGGUGAUUGCUGCUACCAACAGAGUUGAUAUUUUGGAUCCUGCUCUCCUUCGUUCGGGUCGUCUGGACAGGAAGAUCGAGUUCCCGAUGCCAAACGAAGAGGCUAGAGCUCGCAUCAUGCAGAUUCACUCCCGCAAGAUGAACGUCAGUCCAGAUGUAAACUACGAGGAGCUGGCACGCUGCACCGACGACUUCAACGGAGCUCAGUGCAAGGCUGUGUGCGUGGAGGCUGGCAUGAUCGCGCUGCGUCGCGGCGCCACAGAGCUCAACCAUGAGGAUUACAUGGAGGGCAUUCUGGAGGUGCAAGCCAAGAAGAAGGCCAAUCUUCAGUACUAUGCCUAAGGACACUAACAGUGUCUUUGUUUGUGUGAGAGAGAUCUUUUUCAUUUAUUGGUUGUUAAAAUAGUCACGAAACACUUGUCACUAAUACUGAUUAUCUUGGGUUAAUAAAAAAAGGGAAAAAAUAA